This is a messenger RNA of Manihot esculenta (cassava), 732 nucleotides long. Its product is annotated as probable prefoldin subunit 4. Bases 150 to 530 code for a protein of 126 amino acids. The record is from RefSeq and is a predicted model, not a curated record. Gene Ontology annotation, biological process: protein folding. The transcript has 3 exons. Gene Ontology annotation, cellular component: cytoplasm; prefoldin complex. NCBI's taxonomy places the organism in Eukaryota, Viridiplantae, Streptophyta, Magnoliopsida, Malpighiales, Euphorbiaceae.
UAUGAGUAACUUGAUGAGAAGAGAAAAAAAAAAAAGUUAGACCUAGCUCAAAGCGCUACCGUAUAAACGACGACUGGAGGGAGUGGUUGUCCGGAGAUUCAGGAGGAAGUCGGAAACUUUCUCUGCGUCGGAAACUUUCUGAAACCAACAUGCAACAGGGCGGGGGAUCUGAAACGGAGGUUACUUGGGAUGAUCAGCAGAAUAUCAACAAAUUUGGUCGAUUAAACAACCGAUUUCACGAGCUCGAGGAUGAAAUUAAGAUCGCCAAGGAAACCAAUGAAAAUCUGGAAGAUGCAAGUAAUGAAUUGAUUCUUACUGAUGAGGAGGUGGUCCGUUUCCAAAUAGGAGAAGUAUUUGCUCAUGUUCCGAAGGAAGAAGUUGAAACCAGAAUAGAACAAAUGAAAGAGGUGACCAGCAAAAACUUGGAAAAGCUAGAAGAAGAGAAGGAUUCCAUCCUGGCACAGAUGGCAGAGUUAAAGAAGGUUCUGUAUGGAAAAUUUGGGGACUCAAUCAACUUAGAGGAGGAUUAAUGGGUAUUGUUCCUUCUACUCUCCUACUUAUUUUCCAUGUUCUUCAAUGAGUAAACCAUCAAUCAUUUUUCAAAUGUCAGGAAAAACGUCUAUUCCAGCGGUUUUCUGGUUUUUUCCAGUUUGUAGGAUGUAAGGUUGCCGAUUAUACAGUAUAUAUUUUAAUGGAUGUUUAUGAAUCGCAUAUGUAUCUGUUGUUGGGUGA